Messenger RNA from Cajanus cajan (pigeon pea), 1843 nucleotides. RefSeq names its product GLN phosphoribosyl pyrophosphate amidotransferase 2 (gene ASE2). Gene Ontology annotation, molecular function: amidophosphoribosyltransferase activity. NCBI's taxonomy places the organism in Eukaryota, Viridiplantae, Streptophyta, Magnoliopsida, Fabales, Fabaceae. Gene Ontology annotation, biological process: purine nucleobase biosynthetic process. The record is from RefSeq and is a predicted model, not a curated record.
UCUGGUGAGAAAGCCUGAAAAAGAGUUUUUAGGUCCCACGAAGCAAACGAAGAAAGUGUUGCUCUGUUGCAUUGCACUGCUUCCUCUGUUUCUCUUGUAACUUGUUGUCAUGGUCAUGGCUACCUCUAGUCUCUAUACUUUUACUUUCUCCACCACCUCUUCCUUCUCCAAACCCUCCUCUUUCACUUUCUGCAGCAACACCACCACCGCUUCUUUUUCCCUUCUCCAACCCAAAUCCAAGUCCACCGCGGUAACCGCACUCUCUCACUCUCACAAGCCCCCUUCCCCUGUUCCUCUCCCAUGCACCGACCAAAAGCCCCGCGAGGAGUGCGGCGUGGUGGCCAUCCACGGCGACCCGGAGGCCUCCCGCCUCUGCUCCCUCGCCCUCCACGCCCUCCAGCACCGCGGCCAGGAGGGCGCCGGCAUCGUCUCCGCCCACAACAACCUCCUCCACUCCGUCACCGGCGUCGGCCUCGUCUCCGACGUCUUCCACACCUCCUCCCUCUCCCGCCUCCCCGGCGCCGCCUCCAUCGGCCACGUCCGGUACUCCACCGCCGGGCACUCGAAGCUGGCGAACGUGCAGCCCUUCCUCGCCAACUACCGGUUCGGGUCCCUGGCCGUAGCCCACAACGGCAACUUCGUGAACUACCAGUCCCUGAGGUCCCACCUCGAAGAAAACAACGGUUCCAUCUUCAACACCACCUCCGACACCGAAGUGGUCCUCCACCUGAUCGCCACCUCCCACCACACCUCCCUCCUCUUAAAAAUCAUGGAAGCCUGCGAAACUCUAGAGGGUGCAUACUCCCUGGUUUUCCUCAGCGAGGACAAAGUGAUCGCCGUUAGAGACCCCUUCGGCUUCCGACCCUUAGUCAUGGGAAGAAGAAAAAACGGCGCUGUCGUUUUCGCCUCGGAAACAUGCGCGCUUGACCUAAUAGAAGCCACGUACGAAAGAGAGGUGCAGGCAGGUGAAGUCCUUGUGGUCGACCACACCGGAACCCAAUCCCUCUGCCUCGUCUCUCAUCCACAGCCAAAGCAAUGCAUCUUCGAGCAUAUAUACUUCGCGCUUCCCAACUCCAUUGUCUUCGGGAAAUCCGUCUAUGAAUCUCGUAGAAAGUUCGGCGAACUAUUAGCCACCGUGUUUCCCGUUGACUGCGACGUUGUCAUAGCGGUUCCUGAUUCCGGCGUGGUGGCGGCGCUUGGUUACGCCGAGAAAGCCGGGGUUCCGUUUCAGCAGGGGCUGAUUCGGUCGCACUACGUUGGGAGGACGUUCAUCGAGCCUUCGCAGAAGAUAAGGGACAUCGGCGUGAAGCUGAAGCUGUCGCCGGUACGCGCCGUGCUUGAAGGGAAGAGGGUGGUGGUUGUGGAUGAUUCCAUUGUGAGAGGUACCACAUCGUCUAAGAUUGUGAGGCUGAUAAAGGAGGCGGGGGCUAAAGAGGUCCACAUGAGGAUCGCGUGUCCUCCUAUCGUGGCGUCGUGUUAUUAUGGAGUGGACACGCCGAGUUCGGAGGAGUUGAUAUCGAAUAGGAUGAGUGUGGAGGAGAUAAGGGAGUUUAUUGGCUCCGAUUCGCUUGCGUUUCUUCCCUUGGAGAGGUUGAACAUGUUGAUGGGGACUCAAGCUCCUAACUACUGCUAUGCUUGCUUCUCCGGGAACUACCCUGUUCAGCCCCACCAACUUAAACUCAACCUUCCCCACCAUGCUUUCCUUAAAAAUCAGGAGCAAGUCAACGUUGUUAGUGUCUGAGAAUGUUACGCUACAAAUAACUGCCCAUUGGGUUUGCCUAGAUACAUAAAUUCUCAAUUCUCAACGCCCAUGCAUGCUUAAUAAUUUUUCUUAAACAUCUCA